Molecule: messenger RNA, 676 nt
Organism: Sorex fumeus (smoky shrew)
Lineage: Eukaryota; Metazoa; Chordata; Mammalia; Eulipotyphla; Soricidae
Gene: SRP14
Product: signal recognition particle 14
Exons: 5
Coding region: 40-372 (110 amino acids)
Biological process (GO): SRP-dependent cotranslational protein targeting to membrane
Cellular component (GO): signal recognition particle, endoplasmic reticulum targeting
Molecular function (GO): endoplasmic reticulum signal sequence receptor activity; 7S RNA binding
Source: RefSeq, a predicted model, not a curated record
GGGUCUUCCGGCGGAGAGCGCUGAACGGGGAGGCCGGCCAUGGUGCUGCUGGAGAGCGAGCAGUUCCUGACGGAGCUAACCAGGCUCUUCCAGAAGUGCCGCUUGUCGGGCAGCGUAUUCAUCACCCUGAAGAAGUACGAUGGUCGCACCAAGCCCAUCCCGAGAAAGGGGUCCGUAGAGGGGUUUGAGCCCUCCGACAACAAGUGUCUGUUAAGAGCCACUGACGGCAAGAGGAAGAUCAGCACCGUGGUGAGCUCCAAAGAAGUGAAUAAGUUUCAGAUGGCUUACUCAAACCUAUUGAGAGCUAACAUGGAUGGUCUGAAGAAGAGGGACAAAAAGAGCAAGAGUAAGAAGAGCAAAGCAGCACAGUGAGGGUCAUGGGAGCUCCUGCUUCCCCCAGCCACAGAGUUGCUAUUUUUUCCUUCCUUUUUUUUUUUAAACUUUUCACCACAUAGUUAGAUAUUUGGUUCCCCUACAAUAACUGUUCUCAUGUGAGAUUGCAUCAUUUUGGAUGGAAAAACAACCAUAUUCACGGGGUAGUUGUAAGAACCCAGUUUAUUUUAGGUUGCCAACUGGCCUGUGCUCCAUGGUUGUAAAUGUCUGAAUUAUAGUGUAAGGUCUCUCAGACCAUGUGUAUGAACAGCAGUGUAUCAUUAAACCUGUAUAUUUAUCAGCA